AUGCAGUCGUCUAACGAGGAUGUAAAUGAGAAGAAACACGGGACAUUAGAGGAAGAACAUUUACAGCAUGGAAACAUACAAAAAACACUUCCUUAUCGAAUUCGAAAGGACACAGCCUUUAGGAACAAACUCAGACGAAGCGCAGCUGUUACAUAUGACAUGUUCGUAGUUGGAUGGUUAAAAGGUAUAAUUGGUCCGUCGUUUCCUGAGAUCUUAUACCUAACAGACACCUCAUUGCAGCAAGGAUCAGCCUAUCUGACAGUUCUGUACGCCUGUAAGAUAAUUGGUCAUGCCUUUGCCGGAUUGGUGUACGACCGAAUGGACCGAGACUUAUAUAGCGCUAUACUGGCCGUCGUCAACGCCCUUGUGCUAAUCGUCUUGCCAUGGUGCCGCGUGUAUCCCAUCAUGAUAAUGAUGUAUGGUUUACACGGUCUGGUGAUUUCAGCCCUAGAACUCGGAUUAAUAACAGAAUCUGUGAAUUUGUGGAACAAGGAAGCACGGCAGAUCUACCUUCAAUUUACAACAUUUAUCUUUGCAAUUUCGACUAUCGUAUCACCCCUUGCAAUUAUUCCGUUCCUUAUGACAAAUCUGAAAACCGUAGCGGGGAAUAUAAAUAAAGGAAUUGAAAUCAGAAACUUACGAAACGCUGCAGACGAAUUUAAUAGAUCUGAAACUCAAUAUAUUUUUGAUACAACGAGCAUGUCCUUUACCACCAAUAUUGACAAUCAGACGUUUUCAAAUAUCAGCAUAUCAUCCACCGCUUUAAACGACCAGCACUCAGUUCUUUAUAUAGCAUUCAUGCUGGCUGCCUUUCUUGUCAUAUCUGGAGGAAUCCCGUUUGCGUGUUUUUAUUUUUCAAAAAAAAGUCCUGCAAAAUUACCAAAGCGCCAGAAGGAUGAUAUAUCAAACGAUAUAUCAUUAUUGUCAAAUUUGGGAGAAGGACAAAAAGCCGACUGUUCAUGCCAUCAUACAAAAGAAACAAAAUCUGAUGCAGAAAAUCAUGACCUUUUCCCUGAAUCAACCCAUGAAGAGGUUGAUAGAGCCUUGUCGAAGACUGGUGGUAAUCUCUUAUUUAGUUGGGCCUCUGUUUGUUCUCAGCCGCUAUUCAUAUUCAUGUUUAUUAUCAUAUGUGUGUUUGGAGCUUUACACAGCGGACUGGAAAUUGCUAUGAGUGAUUUAAUGCCUACACUCUGUCAACAGUUUUUAAACUGGCCCGCAUCCCAAGCCGCCAUUACAGUAUCGUUGUUAUAUCUAUUCCUUACACUAGGACGGAUCACGUGUGCUUUCCUUCUUAAGGUAAUAUCUUUAACAAAAAUUAUAGGUAUCUUUGUACUUUUUAUCAUUGCCGGAAGUGCUGUUUUGUCUAUGAGUACAACUUUCAACUCAACACCAGGAACCUGGAUUUCCAUAGGAAUUAUCGGCCUUGGAAUUUCUGCGUGUUAUCCGUCACAGUUGGGUUGGACAAGUCAAUAUCUAGUACCAUUGACCGGUAAACUGACAGCUACACUUCUAUGCACGAUGUAUAUAGGUUCGGUGGUAGCGCCACCCGUGUUCAGUUUUUUUAUGUCAAACUAUAGUCACUUAUUUUUUUGUUACGGUAUGUUAUUCAUGUCCGGUGUCGCUUUUAUUUGUGUUGUGUUUAUGGCAAUUUAUGUUUACAGACUGGAAAAGAAAAACAACAUUACUACUUAG
Ylistrum balloti is the source of this 1692-nucleotide messenger RNA. RefSeq lists its product as uncharacterized. Bases 1 to 1692 code for a protein of 563 amino acids. The record is from RefSeq and is a predicted model, not a curated record. NCBI's taxonomy places the organism in Eukaryota, Metazoa, Mollusca, Bivalvia, Pectinida, Pectinidae. Gene Ontology annotation, biological process: transmembrane transport. The transcript is spliced from 3 exons.